GACUUAAAAGUUCAAACUUUCCCAGUUCACUUCCACACUCUCCCUCUUAAAACUUUAGCCACCACACCACACCCACACCUCCAAAAUUUUCAACCCCGCACCCUCCCACUUUCCCAAUAAAUAUGUCCACCAUUUCUGCCUCUAAUAAAUUCUUCACCACCACCACUGAUACCUUCUCUUCCAUCACAACAACUCCACCUCCAAAUUUCCCAAAAUUCCCUACCUUUCACCAACCCAAGCUUUUCCCAAAACUCUUUCCUACUCCAACUCCACACCUCCUCACCCACUCUUCAAGAAAAUCCCUUACACGAGCAUUCUCAAAGUCCUCUGAGGAAGCAGAGGAGCUCUCAGCAGAACCAGAAGACGAGUGGCUGAACAAGCUCCCGGAAAAGAAGAAGCCCCUCUACUCUCACAGCUUGCCUUGCAUUGAGGCUUGGCUUAGGAGCUUGGGUUUUUACCAGAGCAAAGAGGACAGGGCCGUUUGGCUUGUGGAGAAGCCCGAGUGGCACGCCCAGCUCUCACUGGAUAUCACCGAACUCUAUAUCAGGUAUAUGAAGAGUGGACCUGGGAGUCUUGAAAAGGAUGUUGAGAGGAGAUUUAGUUAUGCACUUAGCAGAGAGGAUAUUGAGAAUGCUGUACUUGGAGGACCUUAACUCCUAUAUUGAUUAAUCUUGCCAUCAUAUUGUUUUAUCAGCUGAAUUUAUUAGGUAACUUCCUACCGAGUCCUGAUUUGCAUGACUGGUGGACAGAAUUAGAAUCACUGAUGCUUUUCUAUUUUU
This is a messenger RNA of Quercus robur (English oak), 779 nucleotides long. RefSeq lists its product as uncharacterized. The coding region runs from base 123 to 653 and encodes 176 amino acids. NCBI's taxonomy places the organism in Eukaryota, Viridiplantae, Streptophyta, Magnoliopsida, Fagales, Fagaceae. The transcript is spliced from 2 exons. The record is from RefSeq and is a predicted model, not a curated record.